Drosophila busckii is the source of this 1576-nucleotide messenger RNA. RefSeq names its product selenocysteine-specific elongation factor (gene eEFSec). The record is from RefSeq and is a predicted model, not a curated record. Gene Ontology annotation, molecular function: GTPase activity; translation elongation factor activity; GTP binding. Gene Ontology annotation, biological process: selenocysteine incorporation. Lineage: Eukaryota; Metazoa; Arthropoda; Insecta; Diptera; Drosophilidae. The transcript is spliced from 2 exons. Bases 44 to 1576 code for a protein of 510 amino acids.
CUUUAAUUGCUUGCGGCUCACAAUGUAAACAAAAACAAACGCGAUGGUAACCAAUUUUAAUGUGGGUCUCUUAGGACAUGUUGACAGCGGGAAGACAACAUUGGCGCGUGCUCUUAGCAGCAUAACCAGCACUGCAGCAUUUGAUAAGAAUCCACAAUCGGUGGAGCGUGGAAUUACGCUAGAUCUUGGCUUUAGCGCACAUGUUUUGGGUGAAGCGGAUGAAAAGCUGAAUUUUACAUUUGUGGAUUGCCCUGGCCAUGCGAGUCUUAUACGCACUGUUAUUGGAGGUGCUCAAAUUAUUGAUUUAAUGCUGUUGGUAGUGGAUGCCCAGAAAGGCAUGCAGACACAGACAGCAGAAUGUUUGGUGAUUGGCGAACUGCUUUGCAAGAAGCUGCUAAUUGUCAUAAACAAAAUUGAUGCGUUGCCCGUAGCAGAGCGUGAAGCGAAGCUAGAGAAGCUACGCAGUCGCUUGAAGAAGACUUUGGCGAGCACAAGAUUUGGGGAGCAGGUGACAAUUUACUGUGUCUCCGCUUUAGAGCACACAAACAUCGAAGAGCUACGUGCUGGACUACGCGAAACAUACUAUGUGCCUGAGAGAUUAGUGAAUGCGCCACUGCUAAUUCAAGUGGAUCAUUGUUUUGCCAUUAAAGGACAAGGCACCGUUUGCACAGGCACUGUUCUCCAAGGCAGCGUUUCUGUCAAUGACAAUGUUGAACUGCCAUUGUUGGGUGAACGGCGUAAAGUAAAGUCCAUACAAAUGUUUAAGCAGCCUGUAGAACGUGCUUGCGCUGGAGAUCGCAUCGGUCUCUGCGUAACUCAGUUCAAUGCAAAGCUAAUGGAACGUGGCAUAAUUGCUCAGCCAGAUUAUUUGAAGCCUGUUUACGCAGUCAUCGUGCAACUCCAACCCAUACGCUACUACAAACAAGCUAUUAAAAGCAGAAGUAAAUUGCACAUCAGUGUGGGACACGAUACAGUCAUGGCCAGCAUUAUACUCUUUCGUGAUGUAACUGCUUCUACAACAUUUGAUUGCCUUAAGGAAUAUGAAUUUGUGGAAGACUACUCAGCAGCCGAGCCCAUCACGGGUUCUAUAUACGCUCUGCUCCAAUUCGAAACUCCUGUGUUGACCACAUUGGGUACUACAUUGAUUGCCUCCAAGCUGGACAUGGACUCGCACAGCAGUAGUUGCCGCUUGGCGUUUUGGGGACAUAUUGAAUGGCAGACCCAAACCGUAGACUACGACACUAAAGUUCUACCGAAACUGCGGAUUUUCAAACACAAGCAAAAGCAGGGAAAUGUACAACGAGUAGUUAACGAAAGAGAAAUAAUUGUGCAGAAUCUCUUUAAGAAGGACGCCAACCGUGAUAUGUACGUGGGUAAGCGGGUGCAGCUGUCCACAGGUGAGUCAGGAUGCAUAGAACGCACCUUUGGGCAGACAUCCAAGGUAAGCAUUGUAUUUGCUGAUGGCUUGAACAAGUCAACGCAGGAACAGCUUAAAUCAGAUCGCGCCAAGGAGGUAAUUGUGCUAUUGCAAUGCAAAAAAUAUGUUUUUAAUAAACAGGCUGGUUUGUUUCAAUGA